AUGGACCAAGGCUUUCUUCCCCUUGACCCUAAGAGUCACUCGGGACAAUCGAUAUCCGGCUCUGUCAUACUGCCGAAUGAGCGUCCAGGUUCAUUUAAGUCCGCUCUGCAUGUCAUCUUUGAAAAUAUCAUCAUCCAAGAUGAUACACGGACAAUUGAUGCGCAGAGUGCGGCGCUAUUGCCUUCCUACGGUUGCGAAUAUGCUCUUGUAAAUUCUCCUGAGGAUUACGGUGCAUUUGUGCGCAGAAUCACUAUAACGGAACCACUGGUUUUCGCCGCUUUGGAAUCCCUCGAUAGAGCUUCGACUCCUGACAAUUCUCGAGAGCGUGAUGCACCAGCUGACUCACUAGGAAGUUCUGGGAACGACUUCCCAGAACAAAUCAACGGGAUAAUGCCAAUUCCGGCAAAAUAUCUAGAGAACGUACUUCGGACGUGUGUAAACCUUGAAGAAUUCUCGUGGAUAUCAUCGACGCCACCCCCAGAUGGCGUAUGCGAAGUCCUUGCAACUUAUUGUCCGAGACUUAUCAGUUUCUCAUUUAACCCUCCAAAUCCGGUUCUUGCUGAAUCCUCGCCCCUCAUCAAAUCAGGACCUUCCCAGCUCCGCUGGGAUGGACCAUCCCUAUCUUAUCUCUCGGCUUUGCAGCUAACAAGACUUCAUGUUGGCCGCCUAACUCAGAUUGGCGCCAAAAAUUUGCUAGCAUUCUUCACUAACACUGUGGACUUCUCUCCUCUGGAAGAAGUUCAGCUCAACUUCUUAUGGUUGGACGAUACCAUAUGCGAAGCACUUGGUCAAAGUGCUCGAAAAUUAAGGCGGCUAAGGCUUGGAACUAACGGGACAAAGCUAACGGAUCGGGGUGUAUUAGCUAUAUUGGAGAGCUGCGAUACGUUAGAAGAGCUUGAACUCAGCGAGGUGCAAGGACGGCUUUCACGGGCACUUUGGACCAAAGUUGAAGACUUCCCACCCAAAUUGCAUACUCUCAAGAUUUCAAUCAGUGCCGAAGGUCCUCAUCAUUCGUGGACUGCUGAACACCUCCAGUCACUUCACUCUCUACCCUUCUCUGUGUCAUCUAUUUCCAUGCUUUCCGUCUGCCGCACAGUCAAUCCCUUUGACGCGUCUGGAGUGAUCGACGAGGUCGCAGCCUUGAAACCAGUUCCCCAAGAGUUUCUGGAGAAGCUAAAAGAUGAAGGGAACAGUAUUACCCGUCUCGAAUGUGAUUGGUGGGCUUGGACGCCACUUGACCUAAAGGAGCUUCUUGAGGAGUGUCCUGAACUGGAAGAAAUUCGGAUUACGCUCAACGCACCCUUUUCCAAGUUGUUCAACCUCGCAAACAUUUUCGCUAACAUGCUCAAGCUCAGAAGAAUUGGAGUGGUGAUACCUGAAACGGUUGCCCCUGCAAUAGUUACGGUUACCUCGCGCGCUACGUCGCGGAAGUUGAGCCAGUACGGAUUGUUGACCCCAGGAUCAUCCCCAGUCGCGCCUGUCAAUUCGCUCCCGACGCCAAGUCCAAGCUCUGAUAUCAAGACUCCAAGCAGAAAACGGAAUUCAUCGUCUCCGGGGACAAAUAUCGUUGAUCUUGCCUCCCCAACAUCAACUACCCCGUCCCAAGGUUCAGUCUCUUUGCAAACAAGACAGAAUACAGCUUCUCCAGUUCAUUCAGUGAACAAAAUCCCUCCUUUGUCGUUCAAUACCCCGUAUACAAUCAAUGACCCACACAUCCCAAAUCUUCGAGAUAUUCUAAAAUUCGCCCGUCGCUGUCCAAAGCUUGAAUUCAUUGAAUGGUAUGGAAGAAAUGGCCGUGGAUCGUGGGUCGUAUCGCGUGAUAAUGGAUCCUCGUCAACCGCAUCGAGCAACCAGGGCCCUGGAACGCAUUCGUCUGGUAAUUCGAGUGCUCCCACGGGUACAUCGGCGAUUAAGGUCGACCAUGUCGCUCCAUCUCUUACCACUCCCGCCGAAAUAUCUCGUUCAGAGAGAGAAGAGGAUGCCAUUAUACAUGGCUGGACGCCGAUCGUUCCGCGCGCUGGACGAGAGUGGACUGGACACGGCGCGGAGGCCUAUAGAAACUCGCUCGAGGAGGAAAGGAAAUCUAAUGAGAAGGAAGAGAAAGCUAGUCGAGGAUCUCCACCUGUUUCCCCACAAGCCGAAUCCGCUUCUCUCCCUGGUUCGAGUGGAGUCUCACCGACGAAAUCUUCCAAGUCCAGGAAACCUUCUGUCUCCGGAAAAAAUGAACUCGCGAACCUGGGAUCGAAACGUAAGCCCUCGAUAGGCAAUUCUGCUGCAUUGAAACCAAACGCCCUUGGUCUGUCAUCGUCAACGAGCGUCCCAAAGUCCGACUCCCGGAGGCCCUCUCAUGCAAAUUCACCUGUCUCUGCUCCUGCGCACUCAUCAAGGCCUACUUCUGAAUCAGCUGGUGCCCGAAGCGCAGCGCAAAUCAGCGAAGCGCGCAACAAACCUCAACGUCGGAAUGGUAGUACCCCAGCUUCGUCUGGAUCCGGAGGGACCGGGGGAAAGGGGAAUGCUGCUUCUGCUAAGAAAUAUUACAAAUCUGAUGUGCGAAUUAAUGGGGCCACUCCGUCUAUGUCCGUCCACCCUACGCCUACUGAAGGAAGUCAUGCUGGAUGGGCCGCCAGUAAGAAGGGCUCAGGUGGAUUAGACCGGGGGAGGUCAUCAAACGGGAGCACGAGGGACGAGAAGGGCACAUCUGUCCAAGCCAAAAACUCAAAUGGUAUCGUUGCGUGA
Cantharellus anzutake is the source of this 2736-nucleotide messenger RNA. RefSeq lists its product as uncharacterized. The coding region runs from base 1 to 2736 and encodes 911 amino acids. Lineage: Eukaryota; Fungi; Basidiomycota; Agaricomycetes; Cantharellales; Hydnaceae. The transcript is spliced from 4 exons. The record is from RefSeq and is a predicted model, not a curated record.